UUGUUGUCCUCGACCUUUUUGCUCAGAUAGCAGGAGGUGCCAAGUUGAGGUUAGGGUUCCUCUUGACACUUGACUCUUCCUGUCAAGCUGAACUAGACAUUUACACUUAAAAGAUUAAAUGCAUAGACAGAAGGUUGGUAGAGUACACGUAUAAGGUCAAGGAUAUGGUGCCUAAAUCCCUUUGGUUUGUUUUGACGAUAGCAACGCACUUGAUCAUCAAUGGCUGCAGCCGAGCUCAGGUCACGGGGCUCCUGGGCCACGAUGUCACCCUUCGGUUCACAUUUAACACCAGCAUCACAAAUAGCAGCCAUUUUGCAGUUUAUUUAGUCGACGAAAAAAUGGCAGAGUACUGUCCAUGGAAAGGUUGCGCAAAAAAACACGGAUUCGACAUUUACUCUGAAAAUUCUUUCGUAUUUUUCCAAAUUAUAAACCUUACGGAAGAGCACAAUGGCACAUACAGGGCCACUUUAUUCCCACAAAGCGAACCGCCCGAGGAAAGUAACAAAGUGCACCUGAUCGUUCAAGAAAAGAGCAACAAAACCGUUCCUCAUGAGCAGGAGCACAGAAACACAACCGAAUAUCAGCCAAGCAUUUUUUCCACUACAACCAUCACUGUACUUGUGGUCUUACCUGUCAUCUCGUUGGCGGCAACAUUGGCCUGGUUCUUUAGGUGUUAUGUCCGAGCUCGAGUCAAUAAAGCAGAUCAAAACUCCUCUCCCUCAACACAGGUAGCAACCGUGUCAUCGAAUAACAUGCUCCAGGCUGAAUUCGCUUACAGUGUGCUGGACUUUCCUAAAAAAGAAUUCACGGUGUUGACCGACAAGCCAAACAAUACCGACUAUGUCAAGGUUUAUCUCCCCCCUUAUCAAAAAUGAAUGUGAGCAAAGCUUUGGAAAAUGUAUAAAUGUAUAUACGCUAUAUUUACAACUUCAUACAUGAUAAUGCUCAGGAGGUGUCAACCGUUUCAUUUUUAUCAUUAUUUUUUUAAUGUUGUUGAAAACCAGAAAUAAAGAUAGAAAUUGAAAGUGUUCACAGAGAAAGUGUGUGUCUCUACAUGCUUGUGUGGGCGGGUGGUGUGACAAAUACACAUGUAUGGAAGUCGGCAGUAUCACAAAAGGUUUGUUGUUUUUCUGCUGACACUUGUGGCUUUCUUCUGCGCUUUGUGAAGACCUGAAACCGGUGACAUUUCUGAGAAACCGACCUGUGUGAAAUGGAACACCUCGCUCUCGCUCUCUUCUCAUACACACAUACAUGCAAGGUGUUAUCUCUGAAACUCAUGGAAACUUUGGGCUGGACUUCACUACUGCGAUGUAUUUCGAUGUUCCUCGUGUUUACUUCAAGUUCCGGCAAA
Molecule: messenger RNA, 1351 nt
Organism: Syngnathus acus (greater pipefish)
Lineage: Eukaryota; Metazoa; Chordata; Actinopteri; Syngnathiformes; Syngnathidae
Exons: 5
Coding region: 165-875 (236 amino acids)
Source: RefSeq, a predicted model, not a curated record